Messenger RNA from Guillardia theta CCMP2712, 5433 nucleotides. RefSeq lists its product as hypothetical. Bases 1 to 5433 code for a protein of 1810 amino acids. The transcript is spliced from 13 exons. Gene Ontology annotation, cellular component: nucleus; mitotic spindle; cytoplasm. Gene Ontology annotation, molecular function: cysteine-type endopeptidase activity. Lineage: Eukaryota; Cryptophyceae; Pyrenomonadales; Geminigeraceae. The record is from RefSeq and is a predicted model, not a curated record. Gene Ontology annotation, biological process: proteolysis; meiotic chromosome separation.
AUGACUCGCAUAUCCACGGUGGGAGAGUCACGGGUGAAAGGUGAAGCGGGUAGCAGCAAUGCAAAACAAUUGAUAGAUGCGAUCAGCAUAAAUCUCAAGAAGGUUUCUGUGUCUGAAUGCAGUCAAGCAGAGGCUGAACAGCUUCUAAAAGGGGCAGAUGAAGCCUUGAACCAACUUCGAUGUAUGGAGAGUGGGCUUUCGUGGAAGCAGGGGGAAAUAGAGAAACUCUAUCACAAUGUGAUUCAAAAGUGUCUCGAUAGACACGUGUACAAGCAGGCAGAAAGGCUUUCGAAGGAUCUUCUCCUUCGGAUCGAGACAUGGAAAUCCAAGAAGUUGAAAGUGGAAAAGGAAAACAGGCCUUCACAGUCAGGGUCUGAUGUACGAGAAGUCAUCCGACGUCUGCAGAGAAGUGCUGCAGGAGAGAAGAAACCCCUCAAGGAUGAUCUUGCGAUCCUUGUUGGCAGCUUUCUCAACUUCGGGGCGGUGAGGCUCAACCACGGUUCAGCUGGCGAGAAGCGGGAAGACGCUCUUCAGGAUGUCGUUCUCAGUUGCGGUGAUGGCUGCAUGUUGGUCUUGCAGAGACUGUUUGAAGUUGAUGCGGCAUACGCCACGAAGCUUGCUGUCUCCUUUCACCGUAUCUUGAACAAGGCGGCGUCGUUGGCUGACGAGCCUCAAGCGGGGGGAGGGGCGUCGGACUCUAACAAGGCCCGAUCAUCGUGCCACUUACUGUCGCUGGAGCUGCGGAGGUUGGCGCUGUGCUACCUGAUCUUGUCACAGAAAGUUUCGCUGCUCGAGGUAGUGAAGCAGGUCGUUAAGAUCUCAAAGUUCUACGAGCAAAAGGUGCCCUCUCGGCUCUUGGCUUCGCAUGCACAACUCCUGCACUGCUCCUCCUGUUCCUUGGCCCACGACCUCGGGGAGCACGAUUCCUCCUUCCUUGCCGUUAUGGACUGGUUUCUUGCCUUCCAAGCAGCUGUCGCCCGGGCAUGCGAUAUCGAUUCUCCUCGCGCAGCUCUCGAGAGCCUGGAGGGUUGUGACGUCCUGCCGGCUCUGGAGCAGCUCGUUGGGAGGUUGCAAGACAAGCGCGAGGAGCGGGAGAGAGUGUGGGAUACGCUUGUCCGCCUCUUUGCCUUGAUGAAGCAGAUGCUCGUCUACGCGUCCACCUCGCAGGGCUUCGGAGACCUCAGAUCACUCAUCGCUUCUCUGCAGAAAGAGCUGGACAAGGUCAACUGGGCGGAAGUUUGUCACGAGUAUGGGUCGAUACUGGACAAGUAUGUGAGGGGGAUGGACAGCUUUCGCUCCUUGUGCUGUGCGCUCGUGAUCAGUAAGAGGAAGGCUAUGCGGGAGGGCGACGAAGCGUCGACGCUCGAGGCUUCCCUGCAGUCUCUCUUUCUGUCCUUCGCUGAUGCAGCAGCGACUGGCCUAGGCCAGCAAGGCUCAGAUGCAUCGCUGCUCCCACGGCUUGUCGAUGCUCUCAUCUUCGUCCUGCAAGUCGAUUCCUCGAGGUUCUCCCAGGCGCUCUCGGAGCGUGUCAAGUCCAUCCUCCUCAAGCUUCCCGCAGCUCAGUCGCUUGCUCUGUCUUCUAGCGUCGUUCUCUACAACGCUGCCGUCGCCUCAUACAAUCAGGGAUGCUUCACCGCUGCCCUCUCACCUCUUCAGCACUGCUGCUGCUCGCUAGUCUCCUGUCCCAGUCGUCUAUCCUCCUCCGAGGCUCUUCUGACGGCCAAGAGGCAGCGCAUGCUCGCCUUCUGCCUGCAGCGGACGGGAGACGCCUCCUCGGCCAUGGCCAGCUUCGCCAGAGCCAUGGUGCUGUUCAGCCUGGGGGGUGACCGAGCAGGCGCGAAGGCAUGCGUGGAAGAGCAGCUGCUUCUGCGACUCUCGUGCGGCAGUGAGCAGGUGGGGGGAUGCAGCAUGCUCAACGUGUCGGGGUGGAGAUGCUUGCUGGAUCCCAACAUGCAGCAGGAGCUGCUCGAGCUCGAGCUCACAGUUGCUGCUUCCUCCCGCCAUCCUCCGUCCUCGCACAUGCUGAUGUUGUGCGAGGAGCUGCUCGACCUGCAGACCCUGCAAGGAGGAGACAAGGCGGGGGGCCGUGGAGUCAUCCUUCUGGAGAAGGUCAAGAUCCUGCAUGCUUCCUGGCCGGCUGGGGAGACGGACGAGAGAGAACUCGCGAAGAAGGAGGAGGAGCUCCUGGAGGAGGGAUUAUCCCAGCUGGACAGCCACCUGCGCCUCCUGCUCUCCUCAGCUCCGCACUCAGCUGAGGUUCGGUCCAUCGUUUGCCACGUGGCAGGGAGCCUCUGCUGGAGGGCAGCAGUGAGGGAGGAGGACUCGCUGAGCUUCGCGGGGGCGGCUGUGAGGUUGUGGGAGGCGCUGCUUGAGAGCCUGUCGCAGCUGGAGGGAGAGGGGGAGGGGGAGGGGGAGGGGGAGGGGGAGGGGGAAUUUCUUCCUGCUGUCAGCGGCUCCUCCUUGCGUGUUUCCUUCUCCAGUGUCUGCGAGUCCAUCGCGCUGCUGGGAGACGUUCUGACCUUCCGCGGCUACGAGGCGCUUGGGCGUCAAGUCUACUCGCUGCUGGCGAGGUUCGUAGCGGUGAGGAGGAGACUAGGCUGCCGUCAGGAGGAGAAGGAAGGAGAGCUGCUGGUCAAGCUUGCCGCUGAGAGCUGCCUGAGGGGCGACAAGCUCUUGGCACGCUCUCUCCUUCAAGACUCCAGCUCGAGCAGCUUGCGACCAGCAGCGAGGAGGCUUUUGGAGCUUGUACAAGUAGAAGCUACUGCUGCUGAGGAGGAGGAGGAGGGAGGGCAGGACUGCUCGGCCGAUCCUCUUGCCGUGGAGCUGAACGAUCGCAACCAGGAGGAGGUCGAGGCCCUCGCACGCGCUCUUUCCUCGAGCAGGUGGAGGCGAAACUGUCGAGGAGGAGAAGCUCAGCGGCAGGGGCUUAAGGGGCUCCACGCGCUCAUGGGCAGCCUCAAGCUCCUCCUGCCGUCAGAACGAGCGACGGAGGAGGCGUCGGAUCGAACGACCAGCGUGUUGGAGAAGCUUGGCGUUUCCUCGCGACUUUUCAGUCUGAGCAGGUUUCGCCUCCUCGCGCGAGCAGCGGCGAGUCUGCGGCAGGUGGGCGAGACGCAGCUGGAGGGAGGGGCAGUGCGAGAAUCCCGUUACUACCUCGAGCUGGGGAUGGAGCUGGCGAGAAGCUGCAGGUCUGCGGCAUGGCAGGUAGAGCUGCUGGAGUCGCAGGGGGAGCGAGAGGAGGCAGACAAACUCCUUGCUGAGUCAAUGGCGAUGGUGGACGCGAGCAGGUUGACAUCUCCAGCUGAGGUCGGGGAGCUGCAGGGUGAGCAAGUUGAGCUGCUGCUGGCCAUGGCGCAUGUCUGCCGGUCGCGAGGAGACGCCGCGAGGCUGCAGGAAACGCUGGCAAGCACUCGAGUCGCUAUUGAUCGUCUGCAAGGAAGCAGAAGCAGCUUCAAGUCUUGUUUGGGGGGGGACGUGAGCUUGAGGGUUGACGCCCUCGUCGAUGCCCUUCGAGGACGUGAAGCGACGCGAGCGGCGGGGAAGCGAACGACCAAGAGCAUCAAGCCCAGAGUGCGGGGAGCGACAAGCGAAGGAGAGGAGGAGGAGCGGAGGAGCGGAGAUGAGGCGUGGGAGGUCAAGCUGAUGACGCUGGAGGGAACCUUGUCCAGGAUGCGGCAUGAUGACGCCACUGCCAGGCGAACGCUUGAGGAAGCGCUCAGACUCUGCACCUGCAGGAGGGAACGAGCGGAAGUACUGCUCGAGCUGGGUCUGUGCUACUCUGGUGCAGGAGGAAGAGGCUCAGGGGAGGGAGAGGAGCGAGAAGGGCGGAGGGAGCAGUUGAACUCGCUCAAGGUGACUCAGCUGCGGGAGCUGCUGGGGUCUCGAAAUCUCCCGACUAGCGGGAAGAAGGCUGAGCUGGUGGAGCGCUUCUUGAGCUACGAGGAGGAGGAGGGAGGAGGCAGCGAGUCCCUGGAGCUGCUCAUGAAGUGCUGGAUGGAAUGCCAUCCUGACGGCCCUCAGCUCAUGCAACGAAGGUGCGGGAGGGCGAUCGCGAGGAGGCUGGAGGACUGCAGCAGCGCCCUCUUCUUCCAGCUGGGCAGCAUGGGCAUCGCGUCGAGGCUCAUGCUUGAGUCUUGUCGGUUGGGGGGAGACGAAGUGAGGGAGGUGACGAGCAGUAUGCGAGCUCUUGAUCUCGCUGCUUGCUCAAGCCGACACGUCGACGAGCCCACAAGUUCGGGCAACGUGAAGCGUCUGCAGGAGAAGGCGAAGGAGAGCAUGACGGAGCUGCAGCAGCUGCUGCCUCAAGGUUGGGCCGUUCUCGUCCUCCACACGGUGGAGGAGGGAGGAAGAGUCUCACUGGCUCUGGGAGUCAUCGAACGCUCUGCUCCUCCCUCCCUCCAAGUCCUCGCUCCUCCCUCCCCCUGCCGCUUCUCGCGCUUCGAGGACAUGCAGCAGGAGUUCGCAGAGAUCAUGCGGCUGUCGCGGGAGGGGCUGGAGCAAGCAUCGGCCGUGAGCGGAUCCUCAGAGAAGAAGCGUUGGUGGCAGGAGAGGAGCGAGCUUGACAGGCGGCUUGGUGAGGUCGUGACGGAGAUGGACGAGUGGCUCAAGGGGAGGCUGGGAGGGAGGAAAGACGAGCACGUCGUCCUGCUCCUUGACGAGGAGACGCAUGAGCUGCCAUGGGAGAACGUGACGAGUCUGAGAGAGCGAUCCGUCUCAAGGGUCCCCUGCCUCUCCUUCCUCCUCCACCACCUCCAGCUGUCUAGCCCGAAGUUCAAGGCGUCAGCUCCCCGCAGCUUCGCUCCCACCUCCGUCAGCAGGUCGAGUACCUUCUACGUCCUCAACCCGUCGGGGGACCUGCCAGGCACGCAGGAGACGUUCGAGCGGCUCUUCGAGCAGGAGGGCUGGCGAGGAGUCGCAGGACGCAUGCCGCAGGAAGGGGAGCUGGCUCGCUCGCUGCUGGAGGAAGACGUUCUGGUGUACUGCGGGCACGGGGGAGGCGAGAGGAUGAUUCGUGCGGAGGAGCUGAGCCGCAUGUCGCGAUGCUCGGCUGCUGUGCUGAUGGGAUGCAGCAGCGCUCGGCUGAGGAGGCAGGGAGUCUUCGAGCCGAGGGCUCACUUCCUGCACUACCUCGCCGCUGGCUCUCCUUUCGUGCUGGGCAACCUCUGGGAUGUUUCGGAUCGCUCCUCCUCCUCGCCUCCUUCCCCUCCUCUCCCCUUCCCCUUCUUCACUUUGUUUCCUCUUAUCGAGCAUCUUAACCUCAGGGACAUCGAUCGUUUCUCCGAGCAGCUCUUUCGCCAAGCUCUCUUUGCCAACGAGGACGCUCAAGUCUCCAUCCUCUCGAGCGUAAAGGAGGCGCGAGACUGCGUGAGGAUGCGGCAUCUCAUCGGCGACGCUCCUGUCUUCUACGGCCUCCCAGCCGUCGCCAGCGCCUAA